Molecule: messenger RNA, 729 nt
Organism: Calidris pugnax (ruff)
Lineage: Eukaryota; Metazoa; Chordata; Aves; Charadriiformes; Scolopacidae
Product: salivary glue protein Sgs-3-like
Exons: 1
Coding region: 1-729 (242 amino acids)
Source: RefSeq, a predicted model, not a curated record
AUGGCCAACCCAACAAGGUUCAACCCAAUGACAUCCCACCCAAUGAUGGCCAACCCAACGAUGUCCAACCCAACGACGUCCAACCCGAUGACCACCAACCCAACGAAGUCCAACCCAACGACAACAUUCAACCCAACAACAUCCAACCCAACAAGGUUCAACCAAAUGAGAUUCAACCCAACAACGUCCAACCCAACGACGUCCAACCCAACGACGUCCAACCCAACGAGAUUAAACCCAAUGAGGUUCAACCCAACGAUGUUCAACCUGAUGAUGUCCAACCCAACGGCAACAUUCAACGCAACAACCUCAAACCCAACAACAUCCAACCCAAGGAGGUUCAACCCAACAACGACCAACCCAACAAGGUUCAACUCAAUGACGUCCAACCCAACAAUGAUCAACCCAACGACGUCCAACCCAACGAUGCCCAACCCAACAAGGUCCCAACCAAUGAUGUUCAACCCGACGACAUCCAACCCGACAACAUCCCACCCAACAAUAUCCCAACCCAAUGACAUCCAACCCAACAAGGUCCAACCCAACAACCUCCAACCCAAUGCUCUCCCACCCAACAACGUUCAACCUGAUGAGGUUCAACCCGACGAGGUUCAACCCAACGAUGUCCAACCCAAUGAUGUUCAACCCAACAACGUCCCAUCCAACAACCUCAAACCCAACAACGUCCGACCCAACGACGUCCAAUCCAACAACGUCCCAACCCAAUGA